GGAUGCGACAGAUAGCUCGAAUUCGCGACUAGACUCGAGAGCGAAUACGGUCAGCCAUAGAUAGGCGCAGCAGGUGUGCACCUCCCAACGUCAUUUGGCUAGGAAGUAUAGUGUCUGCGCAAAUAUCUGGCGGUCUGAAGGAAUUGAAGUAAUUAUGUCAUGGACCCGCUCGUUCCUCGCAGCCUCGCUCCUGCCGAUCAUCUUCACCAUCACGAAUGUUAGCCAGGAUUAGGCGCGUCGUACGAUGUGAGGAAUGCGUAUCUGCACGCGCAUCUGUACCCAUGUCUCCCUUCUCUCGAGCAUCCCUUACCGCCCAUGGGCCCCUAAACGAAAUUGUUCCUCUCCUGGAGCCGCGUCGCUGGAACGCCUCUCAUGUCGCCUAGUCGCCGCACCCUCGCAUCCAAUCAGCGCACAGCAGCAGCAGAGGAGCGGCGCUCGUCACCCCAGGGGCGCACACCCGCGGACGAAUUGGAAUUCUCGAGCGGACUCAUCCCCUUCGAACACGGCGGAAGCGGCGCGAGCGCAGCGGCAUGUGCGGCGAGUGAAGCGGUGGUUCACGCGGCGAUGGCAUCCCGUGCCGCAGCAGUGGACGUGCAGCGUCGCAUGGCCGCCCCGAGAUUUUUGUCCGGCUCGCGAAGCGGCGACGCGGCGAGUCUAAAUUCGGAAACUCUCGCCUUCCUCCUCGCAAAUCCCGCUGCUGCUCUGGCGGCGCUGUCGCACACGUCGCCCAGCGCGCAGCUCCCGAGAACUCUGUCGCACAAUAUGCACUUUGGCGGCGCGGCUCCAUCGGCAUUGCCGAAUCCGCAAGCGACUCGACAGGCUUCACUUUCCGCAGCGGAACCAUUGGGCCACGUGGCGACUCCGAGUCGGUCAUGGCUCUCGCAACAAACCGCAAUUUACGGCGCAGGUAGCGGCGCGGUUAACGGUAGCGGCGAUCGGAUGACGCCUUCCGCAUCCAACGGCAUCGCCGCAGCGGCGUCGGCGCUGAACAACAACUCCCGGCAAACCGUUGACCUGCGCGCCGCUAAUCGCGCCGUUGACCGCGCCGCUGACUGGGUGGGCUGCGACGUGCCGGCGCUGUCGCACCUGCUGCUGCUGGAGCAGAUGCGGCAGAUGCAGCAGACGGAACAGCGAAGCAAGGCCACCACCGACGCCGCAAGACGCGGCGAGGCAAGAGGCGGCAGCAGUGAGCGAGCACGCUUCUCCGGGAGCGGCGCGUGGGUUAAUGGUGGCGGCGGCGGCGGUGGUGGCGGUGGUGGUGGUGGUGGUGGUGGUGGUGGUGGCGGUGGUGGUGGCGGUGGCGAGACUAACAUUGAGUCCGCGAUGUGGGGGGUGAGCGGGAGCGAGGGGGAGCACGCGGCGGGUGCGCAAAGCCCCAUGGCGGCGAAAGUGGCUCUGCUGGCGCAGCUUCAAAGCGCGCACGACUCGCUCCCCCGCCCCGCCUUCCUGUCGCCCAGCGCACCGCGUGCGACCCCCCCCGGCGGCGACGCGCCAUGGUGGGCCGCCGCGCUGGAGUCUCCGGCUUUCGCGCUCGGGGGGGCAGCACCUAAUACGGGACCGCGCGCGUGUGGCGGCGGGAGUGGCGGGCUGCAUGAAGCGGUUGCGGCGCAGCUGCAGCAGCUGCAGCGGGAGGAGCGGCGCGAGGAGCGGCGAGAGGGGGCCCAGCGAGAGGAAGGUGAGCGGCGGGAAGCGCGGACUAGUGACUUGGCGAUGAUCCACCGCGCCGCGAACGAGGCGCAGACAGCCGCUCAUGACGACACGUGCUCUCCACACGCGACGCCGUUCCCGCUUCUAUCGUUAGCACCCGAAUUCGAGGAUUUCCGCGGGCAGGGAAGGUCGGGAGGACUGAGCGGGGGAGGCGGCAACAGUGGCCGCCCCGCAGCGGGCCAUAAUCGCAGGGACGGCGGCGCGAGUGAGUCGUCCGACCGAGACAGUAACAGAAGUGCGUAUCGCAGCCUCGAGUCGUUGUCCAGGAGACAUACUCCGACCGCUGUAGCGGCACUGCAGCCCGUAGGCGGUAUCGCGGGAAGCAAUAGCAGGGAUGGGAUCGGGAGCAAGGGGCGGCAGCAGCAGUACGUGUUGAGUCCGUGCAGCGGCCGGAGUGCAAGCGAGCAGCGCUUCCAAGGCACGGACGGAAGGAGCAGGAGCGGCGGGGCCAUGGCUCCUCCGGCUCGCCCCGCGUCUGCAGCCGCCGCCAGUGGCGCAGGUGCAACCGUUGGCGGCGCUGCAGCCGCUGCUGGUGCUGCGCCCGGCGGCGAUGAUAAUGUGGCUCGGGCAGGCGAAAGCACGCAGGGGGCAGCAGCCACUUUGCAGGCGCCACGUGGCAGCAAGUCGAGGAGCGUUGGUCAGAUGCAGGCGGCUCAGAUUCUGCAGGCGUUGGAGCACGGGGCGCGGGAGAGGGUGAAGCGGCGGCGCACGCAAGAGAGGCAGAUGCAGCAGCUGCAGGAGGAAGAGCAACUCAAGGGUGGUCAUCCGGGGUGUGCGCCAUUGACUUCUCCAAACUCCGUCUCUUCAACCCCCUCCUUCGCACCAACUCCCACGCGUGCAGCAACCUUCACAGUGCCCCAUGCCCCACCCCAUGCUGCACAUACGCCCCUUGCACCCAUGGCAUCGGGCCAUGCCCCCCAUGCAACCGCGGCAGAGGCGCGGGGAGCGGCGCAGCGGCGCAGCGGGAGCGAGGCGGAGCGGCAGCGACAGGGGGAGAGGGUGGCGUGUGAGUGGGGCGAGAGAGGCCAGCGCAGCCACAGCGAGGCGGAGAAGCGGCGGCGCGAGCGCAUCAACCAGCAGCUGAACGUGCUGCGCGUGCUGCUGCCAGGCGCGGACAUGGGGAGGGCGGACAAGGCGAGUGUGCUGGCGGAGGCAGUGGCGCAGCUGAGGGCGCUGAGGGCAGGCUUGGGGAGGAGACGCGGGGGGAGGGGAGAGGGGGGGAAUGGGGCAGAUGGGGAGCAGCACGGGACAGGAGAGCAGGAGGGAGCAGAAGGGGUGGCAAGGGAGGUGCAGGGGGGAGAGGGCGAGGCAGAGGAGGGAGAGGGAGCAGAGGGAGCAGAGGGGGCAGAGGGAGCAGAGGGAGCAGAGGGGGCAGAGGGAGCAGGGGGGCUGGUUGCAUCCUGCCUGCUGGCGCAUGGCAGGGCGCCUGAGGCCACUCCGAGGGAGGACGAUGGGGUGGAGGUAGAUCUGGUGUGGGUGGAUGUGGAGGAUGAGGAGGGGGAGGGGGACGGGGAGGAGGAGGAGCAGGAAGAGACAGGCAGGGAGAAUGGGGAGGGGCUGACAGGGCGGAAGAGGAGGAGAGGGAGUGAGGGAGAAAGGGCGGUGUGUGUGUGCAUAUGGUGCGAGGACGGUGCUGGGCUGCUCCCUGCCAUCAAGGCGGCCAUCAAGCCCUUCCCUCUCUGCCUCGUCAGCAUCGAGUCGGCUUCCUGUGCUUCACGUGCCGCCCACGUGCUGCUGCUGCUUCAUGCCUGCCCCGCCCCUAUGACUGCUGCUGCUGACAGCGACCCUGCUGCCUCGGCCCCAUCUGCUCCCAAUGCUGCUGAUUCCAAGUACGCAGCUGCUACUUGGCUUCCUAAAGACGGUGCAUCAGCAGCAGCACCGGCAGGAAUGUGCGACGGUGGAGAGGAUGCAUCACAGGCAGCAGCAUGUGAGGAGGCUCAGGUGGGCCAGUAUGUGAGUGAGGUGCGGGCAGCGGUGGUGAAUGUGAUGACGCGAUGGAGAAGAGGGGAGAUGGCUAGUGAGGAUGGGCAGGAGGCGACCUAAGGCGUGUGAGUACACGGAUGGAGUAUGUGGGUUGGGCCUUCGUGAGAGAGGGCGGGUCAGGGCAGAGGUCAAGCCCCUGGCGGACUGGGGGAAGUACUUGCAUGGGAGGAGAGGAGUGUCACGGCAACAGAAAGCUUGAAAGGUUCGCAGCCAGCUCAGUGAAAGUUCCAAGGAAUUAUUCGCGGCAAAUUGGCACCAUUCAUUUCAUUCAUUCCUUCAUUCGUUCAUUUGUGCCGCAGCAUAUUAUUGCUGCUGCUUGUCGUCAUAGUUACCCAUUCUGUUAGUUCAUAUUGUCAUUGUUUUGCCUAUUAUUUAAUUGUCUGCAUUGCUAA
Messenger RNA from Closterium sp. NIES-67, 4082 nucleotides. The record is from the annotation of a GenBank genome assembly. NCBI's taxonomy places the organism in Eukaryota, Viridiplantae, Streptophyta, Zygnematophyceae, Desmidiales, Closteriaceae.